CAUUGCACAAGUGUAGUAAAAAUCUACCUUUACACCGUUUAAAAGUAAAUAUCCGGGUACGAAAUUAGGCAAACUUUGUGCAAUCUGCAGGGAAUAUUUUACGGUCAAUAAGUGUAUAAACAUGACUAACAAUGAUGAAGGUUAUCAGGAUCGUUUUGGGUUGUUAUCAGAGAACGGUGGAAUAGUUCCUUUGAAAGCUAUAAAGGUUGAUGUUCAGAUAUUUGGCUAUGUAGCUGAAGUGACCUCCACACUGACCUACAUCAAUACAGAGGAAACCCCAGUAGAGGCGGUGUUUACAUUCCCUGUAGAUGAUGGCAGUGCAGUGUUUCAGUUUGAGGCUCACAUUGAUGGCCAUCAUAUUACAGCUGAAAUCCAGGAACGAGAGCAGGCUAAAUUGACAUACCAAGAUGCUAUUGAACGUGGUAAAACAGCGUUACUAUUAAAGGAAGAUACCUCUGCUGGGGACAUCUUCAGUUGCAUGCUGGGAAAUUUGCCAGCCCAAAGUGAGGCUACACUUGUGAUGAAAUAUGUGACACAGUUACCACAAGAGACUGAUGGUCAAUUUAGGUUUACACUUCCUACAGUUCUUAAUCCAAGAUACUCUUCAGAUGUAGGUAGUACAGUUUCUGCAGAGGGAGCAACUUAUGUCCCGCCUUCCAAGAUUCCGUAUGAGUUUAGAAUGACAGCUACAGUAAAGGGUUACCACAGGGUUAAUUCUGUGAUGUCAUAUAAAGAUAAAUUGAAUGUUCAGCUUGAAGAAAAUGGAAAAAUUGCAAAGGUAAACCUUUGUGAAGAGUUCAAAUUUGACCAUGACCUAAGUUUUCUUGUGCAAUAUGAUUGUCCAUAUAGUCCACAGGUAGUGCUAGAAAAAGGAAAUCCUGAAGCAGAGAGUUUAUUGAAAGAAGACAUGUUGAUGAUAAGCUUCCAUCCAGAUCUGAAAGAAGUUUCCAUGGCAACCAAUGGGGAAUACAUAUUUGUUAUUGAUCGAUCAGGAAGUAUGCAGGGAGAUAAGAUACAGAGUGCUAGAGAGGCUCUGCUACUUUUCCUGAUGAGUUUACCGGCUGAUUGUUACUUUAAUAUUGUUAGUUUCGGUUCAUUUUUUAACUCCCUUUUCCCUACGGAAAGUAAGAAAUACAGUAGUGAAAGUUUAGAUGAAGCUUUUACACUACAGAAAACCAUGGAGGCUGAUAUGUAUGGCACAGAGAUACAGAAACCUUUGACCCAUGUCUUUAAUAUGGACCCCAUAGAGGGACAUCCUCGCAGGGUGUUUGUGUUAACAGAUGGAGAAGUGGAUGAUAUAAGAUGUGUAACACAGCUUGUGAAAACACAUACACAUAACUCUGAUACCAGGGUUUUUGCUCUUGGUAUUGGUGAUGGUGCCUCAACUGCACUAGUUAAAGGUAUUGCCAAUAAUGGAGGUGGCAAGUCUGAAUUGGUAGUGGAGGAGGAAAGACUCCAUUCUAAGGUGAUUUCAUUGUUGAAAUAUGCCAUGCAACCAGCCAUAACAGAUGUUAGAAUAAACUGGGACCUACCUGCUGGACUGACCCCAAUUACCAUUCCAUCAGAGCCACCUGUUAACAUAUACGCUGGAGAAAGACUCACCUUGUUUACAAUACUUCGAGGAUAUUGUGCUAAUCACAACAAUGUAUCUGGGUCAGUAACAUUGAAUGGUCAACAAAGUGGAAAUCCAGUCUCGUAUAAAAUGACCUUCACCUUGCAAAAUACAAAUGAUUUAAGUACAUCUGCACCUAUUCAUCGGCUAGCAACAAAAGCUCAAAUCAAACUUCUGCAGGAUACAGUAAAUGCAGAUGUUUCAAUUUUGAAUCCAAUUGAAGUGGAAGAACUUUGUGUGAGGAUAUUCAGUUUAAGUUGUCUAGGCAAUGUUGUGUCAAGGUAUACAGCCUUUGUUGCCAUAGAUACCAAAGGUAAAAAGGUGAUUGGUGACAAGAAGACAAGGAAGUGCCCAGUACCAAUGAACACUGUAGAAUAUAGGGAUGGCAUGUAUGAUGCUAAAUUAAUGAAGGAAGGAGUUACAGACCAAAGCCUGUACUCGGCAGCAAUAAGAAAAACCUGUGUACAGCGUAUGAAAUUGACAAAAAAGCAUCAGCGAAUGUUAGAUGAAGAUGAGGAAAAGUGGGUUAAAGAUGGCUCUGGCUCUCGGUUUGACCGCCAUUCCCGGAGAAGGGCAAAGUUGUCAUGCUGUAAAAUUAAACUGCCUAAAUUUUCACAGUUAUUUUCAAACAGAAGGCAAAGGAAAGACAAUGUUCGUCCUGAAAGACAUCAACAAGCUGGGGCAGCAUCAGAUGAAGACUAUGCACAAAUAUCAAGCAGUAUGUUAAAGAUGGACAUUUCUGAUAAUAAUGCUCAAACUAGAAAUCUUCCAUCAGAUGAUGAUAUGUUGACAGUGAUCUCAUUACAACAAUUAGACGGACAAUGGAUUUCAUCUGAGAAACUACUUAACACCCUUGGUGUCACUGAAGAAAACUUGAUUAAACUUACUGUUUCAGAUGACCCCUGUGUUACCUGUACAGUUGUUGUUCUUAGUUGGCUACAGAAAUGGUUUCUCCAUAGACAAGAUGAGUGGCAGAUCAUUCAAUCUAAAACAUUAUCAUGGCUGACGUCACAGAAUCCUACCUUGUCAGCAGACGACAUUAUUCAGCAGACAAUAAAAUCAUUGUGGGCUGAUUAGCUGGUGAACUUGCAAACAUUAGUAGAAAUAUAAAUGAUUUGUAAAUUUGAUGAUGAUUUAUUUUUGCAUUGGGAAGUUUUUUAUAAGUUCU
Molecule: messenger RNA, 2780 nt
Organism: Ruditapes philippinarum (Manila clam)
Lineage: Eukaryota; Metazoa; Mollusca; Bivalvia; Venerida; Veneridae
Product: von Willebrand factor A domain-containing protein 5A-like
Exons: 18
Coding region: 122-2689 (855 amino acids)
Source: RefSeq, a predicted model, not a curated record